CAUUACUACAGCACUUGGAGUCAUCACCUAACUCAGCUCCUCAGUUUCCUCUCCUUCUUGAAAACAUAGCCACAUCUCAAUGGACAAUGAUAGUCAUGCUCUCCCUCCUCUCUUCCUCAACUUCCUCUUCCCUCCUUUCUCUCUCUAGAAAACUCUGUCUUCAGACCUUCACAAGAACUUUUUCACGCAGCAGCAGCAGCACUACCAUGGCCAUAAACUUGCAGUCCCAUGCCUUUGCCGGCAAUUCUUUGAGAUCCAAGACCCCAAAACCCGAAGACCCACGUUCACCAAUCACAGCCCUUGAAACCCUCAAGACCCAGCUCUUAGAUGCUAAUCCCCACCACCAGCUUUCUUCCCCUUCUUUCAAGGUCCUGCCUUUCCUGAAAGGCAGGCCCUUGGCGGCUUCGGGUGCUGGACCCGGUGACUCGUCCCCAAAUUGGCAUCUGGGUUGGAUUAGUUUGGCAGAUUGCAAGGGUUACUUGGCCAAUUCCGGGGUCGAGUUGAGCGGUGACUCGAUGGUGUACCUGGGUUCGUGGCCCGAGGAGGAUGUCGUCUAUUGGGCAAUUGAUGUUUCUGGUGAGGGUGGUCUCGUGCCUGAGUUUGGGAGCAAGCAGCUCUGCUUUGUUGAGCUGAGGACGCUAAUGGUAGCGACGGAUUGGGCCAAUGCGCGAGCUAUGGGGGAAUUGGCUGUUGCUGGCCAUGCCAGGGCAUUGCUAGAAUGGCAUAGCGUAUCACGAUUUUGUGGACAUUGUGGAGAGAAAACAGUCCCAAUGGAAGCUGGGAGGCGGAAGCAAUGUUCGAAUGAGUUGUGCAAAACGAGGAUUUACCCUCGUGUUGAUCCAGUUGUCAUCAUGUUGGUCAUUGAUAGAGAGAACGACCGUGCACUCUUAAGUAGACAAUCAAGAUUUGUACCCCGUAUGUGGAGCUGCUUAGCUGGUUUUAUAGAGCCAGGAGAAAGCUUGGAAGAGGCAGUGAGAAGAGAAACAUGGGAGGAGACUGGUAUUGAAGUAGGAGAAGUCAUAUACCAUAGCUCUCAACCGUGGCCUGUUGGACCAAGUAGCAUUCCAUGCCAGUUGAUGGUUGGCUUUCAUGCAUAUGCAAAAUCACUAGAAAUAAACGUGGACAAGGAAGAGUUGGAAGAUGCUCAGUGGCACAGUAGAGAAGAUGUGAAAAAAGCUCUGACAUUUGCCGAAUACAAAAAAGCUCAAGAAACUGCAGCAGUCAGGGUGGAACAGAUGUGCAAGGGAGUUGAGAAAGGACAGAACUUGGCUGCGGACUUCAAUGUGGAAAGUGGUGAACUUACUCCCAUGUUUAUCCCUGGGCCAUUUGCCAUUGCCCAUCACCUCAUCUCGUCCUGGGUCUACCAAGAUGCUAUCAAUGGCCUUCAAGCUCAUUCAAAAGAACCUAGUGGUUCUCUAUCAAAUUUGUAGUAGUGGCUCAAUUCAGUUUUAAGACAGCAUAAAAGUCCAGAAUCCCCCACUCAUGGAGUGAGUUUCUUUUUUUGACCAAAGGUUAGUCUCCCUACAUUGUUUCUCAAGACGAUAAAGGGUAGUCGGAGCCUCGGCAACGUGGAUAUUCUAUCCUGUCCUGGUCAUAAAAGAUUAUGCCGCCUCUGGAAUGAUAGGGCGGUUUUCUUUAUUUGUUAUACAAAUAUAACUCAUAUCUUGUUGAAUUUGUUAUUGUUACACCUACUCAUGUUCUAAAACCUGUGAUUCUAUCUUGUAUCCACAUGCUUCAGUUGUAUGGUUGGUUGCUUCAUAUAGGAAUAGAGCCAGUGAUGCACACAAGUCCAAAUAUCGAUUUAGAGCAUCUGUCUCGCAUUUCUUUUCUUAUAUCUGAGCUUCCUCAAAGUGCAAGGAUCUUGUGCCUUUUCUCCAUUUUUCAAUUUGUGCGGCUGAUCUAGUAGUCACCCACUUUAUUUGAACAUCCCAGUAGCAUUUCCAUGGGACAUGCGUAGCUUGGUUGCAGGAGUCAACAAUGGGCUAUAAAAGAGGGGGUGAGAAAGUGAAUGAUCAGUGUCACAGGGUGAUUGUUUUAUAUGUUCUUAUCUGGAUAAAGAAACUGUUUGUGAUAUAGAACUUUUAUGCAGGUUCUGUAAGAGUAAUAUUUUUGACAGAUUAUGGCUGUUUGGGGUUUGGAGCUUGAUAUUUGAUGACCAACAUUCACAUAUUUGUAGCCAAUC
Messenger RNA from Juglans regia (Persian walnut), 2182 nucleotides. RefSeq names its product nudix hydrolase 19, chloroplastic. The coding region runs from base 87 to 1430 and encodes 447 amino acids. Gene Ontology annotation, biological process: NADP+ catabolic process; NAD+ catabolic process. Gene Ontology annotation, cellular component: cytosol. NCBI's taxonomy places the organism in Eukaryota, Viridiplantae, Streptophyta, Magnoliopsida, Fagales, Juglandaceae. The record is from RefSeq and is a predicted model, not a curated record. The transcript is spliced from 6 exons. Gene Ontology annotation, molecular function: metal ion binding; NADH pyrophosphatase activity.